Molecule: messenger RNA, 3477 nt
Organism: Bemisia tabaci
Lineage: Eukaryota; Metazoa; Arthropoda; Insecta; Hemiptera; Aleyrodidae
Gene: Orc1
Product: origin recognition complex subunit 1
Biological process (GO): mitotic DNA replication checkpoint signaling; DNA replication initiation
Cellular component (GO): nuclear origin of replication recognition complex
Molecular function (GO): ATP hydrolysis activity; ATP binding; DNA replication origin binding
Source: RefSeq, a predicted model, not a curated record
AAACGCUCAAUCGAGUUUGCGCGGCUUUGAGCUUUGCAUUGCAAAAAACAAACAAAAACAUGAUUCUGCAAGACAUAACAUCUAAUCGAAUAUUUCAACUCCUAUAGUUCUAGAAAUCCAUGCCUCAUUUCUCCGCAGUGUCCAAAGUUUUUCUCAUCUCAAAAUUUGAUACCCAUUGUGUUCACUAAUUAUGUCUCCAUCUCCAGCUAAAAGGCCACGAAGGUCUUCCCGUCUGGAUGAAUGUCAAUCUCCGAAAGAAUCUCCCAGUUUCCGCAGCAGUCCCAGAUUUUCUGUUGACAGUUCAUCCAAGAUUAAAAAAUAUGCAGAUUCUUCUCCAGACAGUGAUGAGAGUGACGGAGAAAACACAUCUCAAGAAAUGCGAGAAAGAAAACGAAGUGUACGUCAAUCCCCUCGCAACUCUCCAUGUACCCCUAAAGCGAAGCGCAAAUUAGAUGUCUCUGAUUUGCACAAGAAAGUACUGACACCAAAACAAACUUCCAAUCAGCGUCUUUCUUUCAAGGAUGUCACUAUUUACUUGAACAAGAUUGAUGAAGAUUCAGAGACGAUUGUUGAAGAUUCAGAGACAGAAGACUCUUCACCGAAACCUUUAUCUACCUCAAAGUCAAGCUCAAGAAUCAAACGUCGAUUAGACUCUACCAAUGAAUUUAAAGCUCAAGACUCUCCCAAAGAGGCGGAGACAGCUCUGAGAUGUAGCUCUAGAACGAAGAGGAGAUUAGAGUCACAGGAUGAAAAUUUAACCCUUGACAAGCAGGAGCCUCUGACUCCCAAGUCAAAACAGAGAAUUCCCAAAGCAGAGGAGGCACCAAAAACUCCGAGGUCCAUCCAUAAACACCCAGAAGGGAAGUCUGGCUACUCAACUCCACAAUCAGCGAAAUUUAAAAUCAAUCCUAGUACACCAAGAACUCCCAUUGAUGAAGCAAGGGCUAACUUGCAUAUCUCAGCAGUUCCCAAGUCGCUACCUUGCCGAAAAUCUGAGUUCGACACAGUUUACAAUUUCCUUGCGAGAAAAAUUGAGUCUCAGUCUGGAGGAGUCAUGUAUAUCAGUGGUGUCCCUGGUACUGGAAAAACUGCAACUGUACACAAAGUUAUCGAGUCACUAAGAGAAGAAGCUGAAAAGGAAGAAAUUGAUCCGUUCAUUUUUAUCGAAGUUAAUGCUUUGCGGGUCUCUGAACCUCGUCAAGCAUAUGUCAAAAUUUGGAAAGACUUGACUGGGGAGACAGUUUCUGUUCCUGUUGCUCAGACCUCACUCGAAAAGAAAUUCAGCCGUUCAGCCAAAAAAGCCACAAUAAUUCUAGUUGAUGAGCUAGACUAUUUAUGUAACCGGAGACAGGAUGUCAUUUACAAUAUAUUAGAUUGGACUACAAAGCGAGAUGCCAGACUUAUAGUUUUAACCAUUGCCAAUACUAUGGAUUUGCCAGAAAGAACUUUAAAAGGCCGUGUCACCAGUCGAAUGGGGCUGACUCGCCUAAUGUUCCAGCCGUACACUCACACUCAGUUGCAGGAAAUAGUCAUGAACAGAUUAGAUAAAUUCAAGGUAUUCCAACCAGAUGCUGUUCAAUUAGUUUCAAGGAAAGUUGCAGCUGUCUCAGGUGAUGCCAGGAGAGCUUUGGAUAUCUGUCGAAGAGCCACAGAGUAUGCAGAUGAAAAAACGCUUGUCACAAUCAUACAUGUCCAAAAAGUGCUUCAGAGCAUUUUCACAGGACCCAGAGUGAUGACCAUCCAAAAUUGCAGUGAAAUGGAAAAGUUAGUUUUACGAUCUUUACGAGAUGAAAGCCUACGAACUGGAGUUGAAGAAACACACCUGAAAAAAAUGUAUCGGGGUUUGACUGGCUUAUGUGGUGUUGAGGCCCUCCACGUCCCAAGUAUUGGCUCUGUUUCGCAGCUUUGCACGAAAUUGUCAAAUAUGGGUUUGAUUAUUGCCGAGAAUAGCAGCAACACUUAUUUAUAUCGAAAACUUUUACUGAAUGUAAGUGUGGAUGACUUACACUUCGCACUCAAUGAGAAUUUUCAGUAAACUUAAUUCUUUCAACUUUGUAAAGGAGAGAGUGCUCAUAGGCCACACAAAUUUCCUACAAUUUUUUUUCAAGUGAUAUGAACAUGCAAGAAACAGGUUCAAAGUUGCGUAGUUUGAACUCCUGUUAUAACGCUUAUCACCAGGGAAGUCAAGAUGGCAUCUGAGCAGAUCUCCAAAGCGGUGGUCACACUUUCAAUAGCACAUUCCUUCUGGCAUGAUUCAUGGCCCGUUGAUACAGGCGUUGAUAGCAUACGUUGAUAGCACAUAAUAAGCAAACAUAUUGGAAUUUUCAUUUUUCAAGAAAUCAUAACUUUUUGAUGUGAGUAAUGCACCUGACGAUGGUUUUCAUGAAAAUCGAAAGAUUUGAAUGUGUUUUUUUAUUUUCUGUUAUCGAUGCACGGGCCAUGAAUCGUGCCAGAGGAAAGGUUUGGUCGCAAGUGUGACCGCCAUUCGAGGGAUCUCCUUGGACACCAUUUUGAGUUUCUCAGUGAUAUGUGUUUUAAUGGGAGCUUAACAUUCGCGACUUGGAACUUUUUUUUCUGAUUUAAUAUUGCUCAAAAAAAUCAGAGGAAAUUCCUGAGAACUAGGUGCACGCCCAACCAUUCAAAAAUACUAAAAGCAAAAAAUACUGAACAAGCUCGUUGCUGAUUUUUUCAAUCGGAAUUCUCUUUUUUAUACCGUUGACAGAUAAUGCUUGAUGUUAUUUUUUCAUUUCAUUGAUUUUAUCUGCUGAUGUUUUUACUUAAGUGGCAAAAAUUACUUCAGAGGAAGGAGAUACUAUUUUUAAAUAUCCUGAAUCACUAAGGAUUUCAACCACCUCUUUACUCAGUCAAUCACCUCAAUCAUCUGUUUCUCUUAUUUUAUUCGUUUUCUUCCUGAGUAUCUACUAUAACUAAGUCACUGAAUGUAGCUGAAAUAAAAUGAGAUUUAGGGGUGAGCAUAGCAUAGCCUAUAUAAUCAAGAAAAUUUUAUGUAAGAAGCUCAAAAAUUCCAAACAAUUUUAAUUUUAAGGCAUUUUUACAAGUGAUCUUCAUGAAUCAAAUACAACUGAAGAUUCUUUUAGAUAAUAAUUUCAUUUAAAUGAGAAUCAUACAAAUAAAAACAAAAGUAAUAAUAAUCACCUUCAUGAUCAAUUAUAUUUGAAGUAACAAAUAAAAAUCUCGAAUUUUAAAGUGUGCCUUUUGCUUCAAAAUCCACACCUAAUUUUAUAAACGUGACAAAUACAAGUGUUGAUCUGUUCAAUCAGUUAUCUUAGUAUGUAAGUCAAUUAUUUUUCUAUUCUCACAACUGAUAGUUUCCUUUUUAUUGAUGCAUGUGGUUGCCUAUUUUUAUUAUUCAGUGGCCUGUAGUUUACAAUCUGUGAUUUUCAAACUGGCGUUUUUCAAUUGUUGUAUGUAAUUUAUAUUAAUGUGAUCCAAAUACAUUAUUUUUAACAAAGCAUA